ACAGCAAUUUCUAUUGCAGCCACAUUAUUAUUUGUGUGCAUUGUUGUCCACUCUUCAAUUCAGUGCAUUUUAUAGUAGGGCUCAUUAUGAGAUCACAGGUUGGGACGAUGACGGCUCGAUUGUACUGCUCAUUGAUUGUGGUUUUAUGUUGUCUUUCUGGAUACUUGAGCACAACAGAUGGUACUCAAGGACAAACUGCAGCAAAGCCAGGAGAGUGUCCACCUCAAACAUCUGGAAGCUUGUUUAAUGGGUCCUGUAACAGUGACUCUGACUGUCCCAACGAUGAGAAGUGCUGUGGAAGUGGACAUUACUGUACAGCUCCUUAUACAGUGAAGCCGGGUCAGUGUCCCAAACCGCAGAGCGUUCCAGAAUGUGCUGACAUCUGUUUCUAUGAUGGCCAGUGUCCUGCCACACAGAAAUGUUGCCCAACCACCUGUGGCCAUGCAUGUAGUGAACCAAGUGUUCAGGAAAGUGAUCAGGAAAGCAGUCCGCAAAGUGGUCAGGGAAGUGGUCAGGGUAGCGGUUAUGGUCAGGGAAGCGGAUAUGGUUAUGGUCAGGGAAGUGGUUAUGGUCAGGGAAGUGGUUAUGGUCAGGGAAGUGGUUAUGGUAGUGGUCAGGGUAGCGGUUAUGGUCAAGGAAGUGGUUAUGGUCAGGGAAGUGGUUAUGGUAGUGGUCAGGGUAGCGGUUAUGGUCAGGGAAGUGGUUAUGGUAGUGGUCAGGGUAGCGGUUAUGGUCAGGGAAGUGGUUAUGGUAGUGGUCAGGGUAGCGGUUAUGGUCAAGGAAGUGGUUAUGGUCAGGGAAGUGGUUAUGGUAGUGGUCAGGGUAGCGGCUAUGGUCAAGGAAGUGGCUAUGGUCAGGGUAGUGGUCAGGGAAGCGGAUAUGGUCAAGGAAGUGGUUAUGGUCAGGGAAGCGGAUAUGGUCAAGGUCAGGGUAGUGGUCAGGGAAGCGGUUAUGGUCAGGGACAGGGAAGUGGUCAGGGUAGCGGUCAAGGUAGUGGUCAGGGAAGCGGAUAUGGUCAGGGUAGUGGUCAGGGAAGCGGUUAUGGUCAAGGACAGGGAAGUGGUCAGGGUAGCGGUCAAGGUCGUGGUCAGGGUAGCGGUCAAGGUCGUGGACAGGGAAGUGGUCAGGGUAGCGGUCAAGGUCAGGGACAGGGAAGUGGUCAGGGACAGGGAAGUGGUCAGGGUCGUGGACAGGGUAGCGGUCAAGGUAGUGGUCAGGGAAGCGGAUAUGGUCAGGGUAGUGGACAGGGUAGCGGUCAGGGAAGCGGUCAGGGUAGUGGACAGGGAAGCGGUCAAGGUCAGGGACAGGGUAGCGGUCAGGGAAGCGGACAGGGAAACGGUCAGGGUAGCGGUCAGGGACAGGGUAGCGGUCAGGGAAGUGGACAGGGUCGUGGACAGGGUAGCGGUCAGGGUAGCGGUCAAGGUCAGGGACAGGGUAGCGGUCAGGGUCGUGGACAGGGAAGCGGUCAGGGUAGCGGUCAAGGUCAGGGAAGUGGUCAGGGUAGCGGUCAAGGUCGCGGACAGGGAAGUGGUCAGGGACAGGGAAGUGGUCAGGGACAGGGAAGUGGUCAGGGAAGUGGUCAGGGUCGUGGACAGGGAAGCGGACAGGGUAGCGGUCAAGGUCAGGGACAGGGUAGCGGUCAGGGAAGUGGACAGGGUAGCGGUCAGGGUCGUGGACAGGGAAGCGGUCAAGGUCAGGGACAGGGAAGCGGUCAGGGAAGUGGUCGGGGUAGUGGUCAAGGUCAGGGACGGGGUAGCGGUCAGGGUCGUGGACGGGGAAGCGGUCAGGGUCGUGGACGGGGUCGCGGACAGGGUCGUGGUCAGGGUCGCGGACAGGGAAGUGGUCAGGGUAGCGGUUAGGGACAGGGUGGCGGUCGUGGACAGUGAAGCGGUCAGGGAUGUGGACGGGGUCGUGGAUGUGGGAGACGUGGUAAUUGAAAUGGUCCUGGGCAUUUUGCAUAAUACUUGGAGGAGAUCUCUUCAAUUCAGUGCUUUAUUCAUAUGGCAGGUUUUCCCUGUUUGCUUAAACGGUUUGGAAAGCUUUCUGGUCUGUAUCCCCAGCAGCCUCAAAUAAAUAAAAAUUAUCUGAA
Molecule: messenger RNA, 2089 nt
Organism: Carassius gibelio (silver crucian carp)
Lineage: Eukaryota; Metazoa; Chordata; Actinopteri; Cypriniformes; Cyprinidae
Product: hornerin
Exons: 4
Coding region: 87-1859 (590 amino acids)
Cellular component (GO): extracellular region
Molecular function (GO): peptidase inhibitor activity
Source: RefSeq, a predicted model, not a curated record